CCUCGGCUGCGCCAUGGCCAGCCCGCGGCCGUCCGGCCCGGCCCCGCUGCGGCCGCUGCUGCUGCUCCUGCUGCUGGCCGCGUGCAGCCUGCCCGGCGCCCGCGGGACGUGCCCGGAGCGCGCGCUGGAGCGGCGGGAGGAGGAGGCGAACGUGGUGCUCACGGGCACCGUGGAGGAGAUCCUCAACGUGGACCCAGUGCAGCUCACCUACUCGUGCAAGGUUCGGGUCUGGCGGUACCUGAAGGGCAGAGACGUGGUGGCCCAGGAGAGCCUGCUGGACGGUGGCAACAAGGUGGUGAUCGGCGGCUUCGGAGACCCCCUCAUCUGUGACAACCAGGUGUCCACUGGGGACACCAGGAUCUUCUUUGUGAACCCCACGCCCCCCGACCUGUGGCCGGCCCACAAGAAUGAGCUCAGGCUCAACUCCAGCCUCAUGCGGAUCACGCUGCGCAACCUGGAGGAGGUGGAGUUCUGUGUAGAUAAACCAGGGACUCACUUCACACCAGUGCCCCCAACACCUGCUGAUGCCUGCCGAGGGAUGCUGUGCGGCUUUGGCGCCGUGUGCGAGCCCCACGCCGAUGCACCGGGCCGGGCCUCCUGCGUGUGCAAGCAGAGUGCGUGCCCCGCCGUGGUGGCGCCCGUGUGCGGCUCGGAUGCCUCCACCUACAGCAGCGAGUGCGAGCUGCAGCGCGCACAGUGCAGCCAGCAGCGGCGCAUCCGCCUGCUCAGCCGCGGGCCCUGUGGGUCCCGGGACCCCUGCUCCAACGUGACCUGCAGCUUCGGCAGCACCUGCGCGCGCUCUGCCGACGGCCAGACGGCAGCGUGCCUGUGCCCGGCCACCUGCCACGGGGCCCCCACCAACACCGUCUGCGGCAGCGAUGGCGCUGACUACGCGGGCGAGUGCCAGCUGCGGCGCCAGGCGUGCACACGCCAACGGGAUAUCACCAAGAAGUUCGACGGCCCCUGCGACCCCUGCCAUGGCGCCUCCAGCGACCCGAGUAGCGUCUGCCGCGUGAACCCGCGCACGCGGCUCCCGGAGAUGCUGCUGCGGCCUGAGAGCUGCCCCCCGCAGCGGGCGCCCGUGUGUGCUGACGAUGGCGUCACCUACGACAACGACUGCGCCAUGAGCCGCUCGGGAGCCGCCCGGGGCCUCCUUUUGCAGAAAGUGCGCUCUGGCCAGUGCCAGCCUCGAGACCAGUGCCCGGAGGCCUGCCAGUUCCAUGCCGUGUGCCUGUCACGCCGUGGCCGUCCCCACUGCUCCUGUGACCGAGUGACCUGCGAUGGGGCCUACAGGCCCGUGUGUGGCCAGGACGGGCACACGUAUGACAGCGAGUGCUGGCGCCAGCAGGCUGAGUGUCAGCAGCAGCGGGCCAUUCCCGUCCGGCACCAGGGCCCCUGUGAUCAGGCCCUGUCCCCAUGUCACGGGGUGCAGUGUGCGUUCGGGGCUACCUGCGCCGUGAAGAACAGGGCAGCCGUAUGCGAGUGCCAGCAGGCGUGCUCGGGCGUCUACGACCCCGUGUGUGGCAGUGACGGUGUCACCUAUGGCAGCGCCUGCGAGCUGGAGGCUACAGCCUGUGCCCUGCAGCGGGAGAUCCGGGUGGCACGCAGAGGACCUUGUGACCGCUGUGGGCAGUGUCGCUUUGGAGCCCUGUGUGAGGCCGAGACAGGACGCUGUGUCUGCCCCUCUGGGUGUGUGGCCUCGGCCCAGCCUGUGUGUGGCUCCGACGGGCGCACGUACCCCAGUGAAUGUGAGCUGCAUGUCCACGCUUGCACCCACCAGAUCAGCCUGCACGUGGCCUCGGCCGGACACUGCCAGACCUGUGGUGACACAGUGUGUGCCUUCGGGGCCGUGUGCUCGGCAGGGCACUGCGUGUGCCCCCGGUGUGAGCACGCCCCUGCUGGCCCAGUGUGCGGCAGCGACGGCCUCACCUACCCCAGUGCCUGUGAGCUCCGGGCCGCCGCCUGCCAGCAGCAGAGGCACAUCGAGGAGGUCCGGGCAGGGCCGUGCGAGCAGGCUGAGUGUGGCUCGGGCGGCUCUGGUUCCGGCGCGGGUGGCGAGUGCGAGCAGGACCUGUGCCGGCAGCACGGUGGGGUCUGGGACGAGGACUCGGAAGAUGGGCCGUGCGUCUGUGACUUUAGCUGCCAGAGCGUCCCAAGGAGCCCGGUGUGCGGUUCAGAUGGGGUCACCUACAGCACAGAGUGUGAGCUGAAGAAGGCCAGGUGUGUGUCCCAGCGCGAGCUGUACGUCGUGGCUCAGGGAGCCUGCCGUGGCCCCACCGCGGCCCCACUGCUUCCCGUGAGCCCCCAGCACUGUGCCCAGACACCCUAUGGCUGCUGCCAGGACAACAUCACUGCCGCCCGGGGUGUGGGCCUAGCCGGCUGCCCUGGUGCCUGCCAGUGCAAUGCCCACGGCUCCUACAGCAGCACUUGUGACCCAGCCACCGGCCAGUGCUCCUGCCGCCCGGGCGUGGGGGGCCUCAAGUGUGACCGCUGCGAGCCCGGCUUCUGGAACUUCCGUGGCAUCGUCACAGACGGCCGGAGCGGCUGCACCCCCUGCAGCUGUGAUCCCCGGGGUGCCGUGCGGGACGACUGCGAGCAGAUGACCGGGCUGUGCUCCUGCCGGCCGGGGGUGGCUGGCCCCAAGUGCGGGCAGUGUCCCGGUGGCCACACCCUGGGCUCCACUGGCUGUGAAGCAGACUCCGCAGUGCCCGCUUCCUGUGUGGAUUUGCACUGUGAGUUUGGUGCGUCCUGUGUGGAGGAGGAUGGCUCCGCCCGCUGUGUCUGCCCAGCGCUCGCCUGCCCGGAGGCCGAUGCUACCAAGGUCUGCGGGUCGGACGGCGUCACCUACGGCAAUGAGUGCCAGCUGCAGGCCAUCGCCUGCCGCCAGGGCCUGCACAUCCGCGUCCAGAGCCUCGGCCCGUGCCAGGAGACUGUGGCUCCCGGCACCCGUCCACCACCUGUGUCCGCGACCCCCCCGGGCCUCGUCCCGAGCGAGGCGCAGCCGCCGCAGCCCCCCGGCACCCUCCCCCUGGUUCCCAGCAGCACCCUCCGGAGCCAGCCCACGCCUCUGCCCUCAUCACAGCCUCGGACCACCGCCAGCAUCCCCAGGACCACGGCGCUGCUGGUGCUGACCGUGCCCCCCACAGCGCCCCCGGCGGCAGCCGGCCUUGCCACAUCUGCCUUUGGUGGAUCCGGCAGCACCGACGGGAGUGGCGACGAGGAGCUGAGUGGGGACCAGGAGUCCAGUGGCGGGGGCUCAGGGGGGCUGGAGCCCCCUGAGGGCAGCAGCGGGGUGACCCCCGGGCCGCCGAUUGAGAGGGCCUCCUGCUACAACUCGCCUUUGGGCUGCUGCUCGGACGGCAAGACACCCUCGCUGGACGCACAGGGCUCCAACUGUCCCGCCACGAAGGCGUUCCAGGGCGUGCUGGAGCUCGAGGGGGUGGAGGGGCAGGAGCUGUUCUACACCCCAGAAAUGGCCGACCCCAAGUCAGAGCUGUUUGGGGAGACAGCCCGGAGCAUCGAGAGUGCGCUGGAUGACCUGUUCCGGAACUCCGAUGUCAAGAAGGACUUCCGGAGCGUCCACCUGCGGGACCUGGGGCCGGGCAGGUCUGUCCGCGCCAUUGUGGACGUGCACUUUGACCCAACCACUGACUUCAGCGCUGCCGACGUGGGCCGAGCACUGCUGCGGCAGCUCCAGGCGUCCCGGCGCCGGGCUCUGGGGGUGAGGCGGCCACUGCAGGAGCACGUGAGGUUCAUGGACUUUGACUGGUUCCCUGCCUUCUUCACGGGAGCCACGGCAGGAGCCACGGCUGUUGCAGCCACAGCCAGAGCCACCACUGUGGCCCACCAGCCUCCCUCUGCUGCGACGCCUCGGGCUCACACCAGCCGGCCAGUGGCCCGGGGCACAGCACCCCCCACCACACGCCGGCCCCCCCCCACCGCCCCUGGCCGUGUGCCUGGCCCCCGGCCUCAGCCCCCAAGGCCCUGUGACUCUCAGCCCUGUCUGCACGGGGGGACCUGCCGGGACCAGGACUGGGGCCAGGGCUUUACCUGCAGCUGUCCGGCAGGCAGGGCCGGCACCCUGUGUGAGAAGGCUCUGCGCCCCCCUGUGCCAGCCUUUGAGGGCCACUCCUUCCUGGCCUUCCCCACGCUCCGCGCCUACCACACGCUGCGCCUGGCCCUGGAGUUCCGAGCGCUGGAGCCUCGGGGGCUGCUGCUCUACAAUGGCAAUGCCAGGGGCAAGGACUUCCUGGCCCUGCUGCUGCUGGAUGGCCACGUGCAGCUCAGGUUUGACACAGGUUCAGGGCCUGCGGUGCUGACCAGCUCAGUGUCCAUCCAGCCGGGCCGGUGGCACCGCCUGGAGUUGUCACGGCACUGGCGCCGCGGCACACUCUCUGUGGAUGGCGAGACCCCUGUUCUAGGCGAGAGCCCCAGCGGCACCGACGGCCUCAACCUGGAUACAGACCUGUUUGUGGGAGGCGUCCCAGAUGACCAGGCUGCCGUGGUGCAGGAGCGGACCUCCGUCAGGGUCGGCCUGAAGGGCUGCGUCCGCCUGCUGGACGUGAACAACCAGCGGCUGGAGCUGGGCGGCGCUCUGCAGAGCGCCGGCGUGGGCGAGUGUGGGCCACACCCCUGCCUGCCCAGCCCCUGCCAUGGUGGGGCACCGUGCCAGGCGCUGGAGGCCGGCGCAUUCCACUGCCAGUGUCCACCUGGCCAAUUUGGCCCCACCUGUGCUGAUGAGAAGAGCCCCUGCCAGCCAAACCCCUGCCACGGGGCCGCCCCCUGCCGUGUGCUGCCUGAGGGCAAGGCCAAGUGCGAGUGCCCCGUGGGGCGUGGGGGCAGCCUCUGCCAGACAGCCUUGGCGCAGGACAACACCCGGCCCUUCCUGGCCGACUUCCAUGGCUUCUCCUACCUGGAGCUGAGAGGCUUGCACACAUUUGAUCGGGACCUGGGGGAGAAGAUGGCGCUGGAGGUGGUGUUCCUGGCCCGCAGCCGCAGUGGUCUGCUGCUCUACAACGGGCAGAAGACGGACGGCAGGGGGGACUUUGUGUCCCUGGCACUGCACGACCUCCACUUGGAGUUCCGCUAUGACCUGGGCAAGGGGACUGCGGUCAUCAGGAGCAAGGAGCCGGUCACUCUGGGCACCUGGACCAGGGUCUCGCUGGAGCGAAACGGCCGCAAGGGUGCCAUGCGUGUGGGCGAUGGGCCCCGUGUGCUGGGGGAGUCCCCGGUGCCCCACACCGUCCUCAACCUGAAGGAGUCGCUCUACGUGGGGGGGGCCCCCGACUUCAGCAAGCUGGCCCGAGCAGCUGCUGUGGCCUCUGGCUUUGACGGUGCUGUCCAGCUGGUCUCCCUGAACGGCCACCAGCUCCUGAGCCAGGAGUACGUGCUGCGGUCCGUGGACGUCUCGUCCUUCCUGGACCACCCCUGCAUGCGAGCCUUGGGCCACCCGUGCCUCCAUGGGGCCACCUGUCUCCCCAGGGAGGCCGCCUACGACUGCCUGUGUCCAGGGGGCUUCUCAGGGAGGCACUGUGAGACAGGGCUGAUGGAGCGGUCGGCGGGGGACCUGGACACACUGGCCUUCGAUGGCCGGACCUUCGUCGAGUACCUCAGUGCUGUGACGGACAGUGAGAAGGCGCUGCAGAGCAACCACUUCGAGCUGAGCCUGCGCACGGAGGCCACCCAGGGGCUGGUGCUGUGGAGCGGCAAGGCCACGGAGCGGGCAGACUACGUGGCCCUGGCCAUCGUGGACGGGCGUCUGCAGCUGAGCUAUGACCUGGGCUCCCAGCCGGUGGUGCUGCGCUCCACCGUGCCUGUGAGCACCAACCGCUGGCUGCGGGUGCGGGCACACAGGGAGCAGAGGGAAGGUUCCCUGCAGGUGGGCAACGAGGCCCCAGUGACCGGCUCCUCCCCUCUGGGCGCCACGCAGCUGGACACAGAUGGAACCCUGUGGCUUGGGGGCCUGCAGAAGCUGCCCGUGGGCCAGACCCUGCCCAAGGCCUACGGCACCGGCUUCGUGGGGUGCCUGCGGGACGUGGUGGUGGGCCAGCGCCCCCUGCACCUGCUGGAGGACGCGGUGACCAAGCCGGAGCUACGGCCCUGCUCCGCCCCCUGAGCUGACCCUGCAGUUACCCCUCCCUGCUGUAAUUAUUUUCUAUUUUUGUAAACCUGUUGCUUUUUGAUAUGAUUUCCUCGCCUGUGUGUGGGUGGAGGGACUGCUGGCGUGGGCCGCCUUCCGUCCAGCAGCUGAGCCACAGAGGCGCCUGGUGCCGGGGACCUGCGGGGCCGGCUCAGCCACGGCCUCGGCACAGGGCUGUGUCCCCGGGCCAGUCAUGUGUUCUUGGGCCCCCACAUCACCACUGCGUCCCGGAGCAGGCACGGCCACACCAGCCCUGAUGCACUUCUUGGUUCUUGGUGAAGCUGCUCCUCCGUCCUCCAUGGGCUGUGGGCCAGCCUCGGCCCCAGGCAAGCCUAGACCCCAGGGCCUGGCUCUUCCCUGGCUCCUGUGCCAAUACUGUGACCUGAAAACAGCAUUCCUGUUGGGGUCGCACUCCACCCGCCUCAGGGUGCUGGACAGCCGAGCCCUGGCCCAGCCCAUCCAGCCGCCCCUGCCCAGCAACCUGGAUGUGUCCGUGCCCCCUACACACUCGGGAGCCCUGGAAGGGAGUGGGAUGAGAACCCCGGGCCGGCUGGCAUCCUUUGAGGGACCUCGGCCUGCCCACCAGCCAUGGGAGCUGUGGGUUGGUUUUGAUUGACACGUGGAGCAGCUGAGGGACGGUUGUCCUUACGGCAGGACGACCGGGGCCGUGGCAGGGCGGCAGCGCUGGCUGCAGAGUCCCGUCCCCUGCCCCUGCCCUCGACCCCCAGGCCAGUGGUCUCGGGAGCAAGGCAGGAAAAGGGGGGUGGAGCAGGGGUGGUGGGGGCCGAAUGGUGUCAUGUUACUAACACCCCCCAUAUGUGUCUGUGUGAAUCACCAUGAAAUAAAGUAUGGAAACUUGA
This is a messenger RNA of Lepus europaeus (European hare), 6999 nucleotides long. It is a transcript of the gene AGRN, whose product is annotated as agrin. The transcript is spliced from 36 exons. Gene Ontology annotation, molecular function: calcium ion binding; laminin binding. The record is from RefSeq and is a predicted model, not a curated record. Bases 14 to 6115 code for a protein of 2033 amino acids. Lineage: Eukaryota; Metazoa; Chordata; Mammalia; Lagomorpha; Leporidae. Gene Ontology annotation, biological process: receptor clustering; G protein-coupled acetylcholine receptor signaling pathway.